Pungitius pungitius (ninespine stickleback) is the source of this 1298-nucleotide messenger RNA. RefSeq names its product interleukin 12B, b (gene il12bb). Bases 60 to 1028 code for a protein of 322 amino acids. The record is from RefSeq and is a predicted model, not a curated record. Lineage: Eukaryota; Metazoa; Chordata; Actinopteri; Perciformes; Gasterosteidae. Gene Ontology annotation, molecular function: protein binding. The transcript is spliced from 9 exons.
CAGAAGAGCAAUCUCACCCAUCUGCUAUCCUCAUCAGGUCAUCACGUCCACUUGUCAAGAUGCAUGCGUUGUUCCUAGUGCUCCUCGGUGCUGCACUGUGGCCCACCAGCUCCAGCAGCAACAUAGAAACUCUGAUGGAUAACGUUCUGGUCCUGAAGGUGCCUUACGGUGUGGCCACCAAAGUGUUAGUUCCUCUGAGCUGUGGAGAAGCUUAUCAAAACCAGCGUGUGGUUUGGAAGAAAGACGGCGAGUGGAUUAAGCCACCUCUGGAGGGGAACCAGGUCCAGGUCGAAGUGAAAGAGAUGAAUGGAGGAAACUACACUUGUCACCUCGGUCCAGACGGAGAUUACCUGAAUCACACUCUGAUCCUGAUCCAACUAGACGCAGAAAACAGGAAUGUCAUACUGAAAGAACAAUCCUCAGGAAUAGGUCACAUUCAAUGUUCAGCGUCUAACUACAACGGCUCCUUCCACUGCACCUGGAAGAGAACCGAGCUGAGAGAAAGGGCUUCUGUGCUCCUCGUCACGGCAGAACGUAAUUCGGAGAACAUAUCCUGUGAGGUGUAUGCUGAUGGAUCCGGGAUACACUGCCAGGAGGACAACUGCCCAUACAAAGAGGAACAGCACCGCAUCAGCCUCAUCGUCCACAUGUACAUCGAUUCUUUGCUUGAGGUCUACAAUGAGCCUUUCUACCUGAGAGACAUUGUGAGGCCGGAUGCACCGCCUAACCUCAGCAGCAAUAAGAAGGAGUUCAGCUGGAGCUACCCCGACUCCUGGGAGAAGCCGGACACCUACUUCGGCCUGCAGUUCCAGGUCAAGGUGGUCAGAAAAGGAUUGUCCUGUGACAAUGCGGACCAAAUAGAGCCUCACAAGACUCAGGAAACAAAGUAUGAUCUGCACAUUAAAUACCAGAAGUAUGAACUGUGUGUGCGAGCUCAGGACAAACACACCAUGGGGCCGUUUGGCCCAUGGAGCUCUUGCACAGUCAACAAAAAAGGCAAAGAAUGUGUCCCUCGUCAGCAGCCGUAAAGGAUGGAAGAGCACAAAGAUGCAAGACAUUUUCUUUUAUUGCAAUCCACAAAAACUGAGAUGUACAGUAUUUAUUAAUCUCUAGAGUAUCUUGUUUAAAUUAUUAUUUUCUAUCUAAUUUAAAAUUGUAAGUUAUUCCCUUUUACAUACUAUCGACUGUCCUUGCAGAAUUGUUGCUAAAAUGUUUAUUACAAGUGUCCCAAUAAAUGAACGAAGAUAUUGAUAUACUGCACGUUCUGCAUAUUUUUCCAACCCCCUAAAAAUGUCAAU